This is a messenger RNA of Cannabis sativa, 627 nucleotides long. RefSeq lists its product as uncharacterized. The transcript has 4 exons. The record is from RefSeq and is a predicted model, not a curated record. NCBI's taxonomy places the organism in Eukaryota, Viridiplantae, Streptophyta, Magnoliopsida, Rosales, Cannabaceae. The coding region runs from base 115 to 627 and encodes 170 amino acids.
GUACAUCUCUGCUCUGACAACAUCGACAAUAUUGUGGCCCGAGGGUAUUUGUACGAGCAUGUGGGUGAGAUCAAAGUACACUGCAAGGAUUACGAUGAUUCACAUGCUCGGAUCAUGGUUUCGGAAAUCCUGCAAGAGGACGCUGAAAUCCCAGUCCCACUUGAAGAGUUCAGAUAUGUUAGGGACGUGUACCAGAUGUUCCUUCCUUGGCCUAAACACUUAAUUUUAACAACCGAGGGUCCACUCGCUCAACCGCCCUCAAGACGUGAUGCGUCAAAGGGGAAAGCUCCGAUGCUUUCUCCACAAAGCCGUGGUGCACGGGAAGAUGAGUUGUUCACGGAAGAGAAGAUGGCGUUGAUCCCUAAUUCGCUGAAAUGGAUGAUUCAUGAAUUCCUAAGGCUCAAAGAUAAACGUGAUAUAAUCACAAUUUCUGUCCCCCGAGGAUUCAUUGCACCGCGUACCCAGAUCAUUUUAUCUGGAGAGGAUUUGCAGCAGGUUGCUACGUGUAACUACAUCGGCAACCAGGGAAUGCUGUUUGGAAUGAUGCACAUAUGGGAGAGCAUCAACGGUCUGAGAAAAAUUUUCAAGUUUUACGACCCAGAGCUUCUCACGUUUCUAUAUGCUUGA